Molecule: messenger RNA, 2384 nt
Organism: Spodoptera exigua (beet armyworm)
Lineage: Eukaryota; Metazoa; Arthropoda; Insecta; Lepidoptera; Noctuidae
Source: the annotation of a GenBank genome assembly
CUUGUUCGGUCGUUCACUGCUGAUUGAUUAUUUACCAUUUUAUUAUUUUGAUUUUGUUGUCAUAAUUUUGCUAUUACAGAAAUGAAAGUUAGAAGAUAUUGAUAUUCAGCUUAUAAUUAAACAAGAAUCCAUUUGCAAUGAAAAAUCAAAGGCGGUGACGAUUGUGAAGGUUGUUAACAAAUAAUACUUAUUGUUUAAUGGGUUGUGCCGUGUCGUGCGUCAACCGAGCGACAAUGUCGUUGUUUGGUAGACAGAAUAAUGAUAAUGAUGCUCGAGCAAAACUGGAAAGGAAGUUAUACAUCGCCAGGGAAUCGCCAGAGCCUGAUUUUGAUCUGUCAGACUGCCAGCUUCGUCAAGUACCGUCCGGUACUUUUUCGAUAUGCAAGGUGUACCGAAAAGAACGUUUGUAUCUGCAUGCUAACUGUCUGCAGUCACUGGAAGAAGGAGGCCUAUUGUCAGAUUUGUACCUUGUUAAGGUAAUAAAUCUUAGCAGUAAUAGAUUUGUACAGCUACCCAGUGAUAUUAGAUAUCUGGUAAAUCUGACUGAGCUGUACAUUCAAGACAACCAAAUUAAAGCCCUUCCUGAGAACAUACAGUAUAUGCAAUCAUUACAAAUAUUAGAUGUCUCCAAAAAUAAGCUACAAAGUCUAACACCAGCCAUAGGUAAAUUAAAAAAUUUAAAGAAAUUAAACCUCAAAGAAAAUAAAGAUUUGUAUGAACUCUGUCCAGAAUUAUGUUUAGCUACUAAUCUGAUGUCACUAGAUAUAGAUGGUGAACAAUUUUUAUUCCCUCCAUCUGAUAUUGCCAUACAGGAUACUCCAGUUAUAAUGAAAUUUUUGUGUGAUAAAAUGAACAUAGAUUAUAACCCUCCAAUAUCCAUAGACUCAGUUGACAUGCCAACAGUUCAAACCCCUACAACAGUUCUGGAUCCAUUUGCUAGACGUAAUACUCUAACAUGGGAGGAGCAAGAGGCUGCCAUCAUUGAACAAGAGAAUAGAUUACACAAGGCAGCUAAAGAACAAAGAGAAAAGUUCUUAAAUACAAUAAUACAAGAACAGAUGGAGUUAGAUAAUGAGAUAGCUAAAGUUCAUAUGGUAAAAGAAAUUGAUAGACAAAAACUCAUAAAAGCAAUACAAGAAGAUGAAAAGGAAAUUGAAUGUCUAGUUAAGAACUUUAUACAGUCUGAUUAUUUAAAACCAGAAAUUAUUCAGCAACAACUUGCUUACGAGCAGGCUGAGCAUGACAGAUUACUUGAGAUUACUAGGCAAAACUAUGAUAAUAUCAAAAAGGCUGAUGUAUUAAGGGCAAUGGAAAUGCUCAUUGAAGAAGACUAUGCAGUGAGACAUUCCAAGAAGUAUUAUGAAGAUUCUCUGAAUAAUGUGAAACAAAGCAUGCUAAUGCAAGAUUUAGAAGUAAGUGGAAAAUUGUCAGAGCUCUUAAAUGCCAAAGACCAAUCACGCACGGUUUUAGUGGAACAGCUAUUAGAAGAUCAGGAUGUUCAAAUGGCGAUUGUAGCUUCAUUGCUAGAGAAGGUUGAUGCUAAAACAUGGAGCUUGAAUCAGGAAAUAUCAUUGAUUUCUUCGCAUUUGGCAAGGCUCAGUGUUAUCGAACAAGAAAAGAAGAGAUUGCAAAUAGCAUAUAAUUAUAAUGAGUUGCUUCACCAGAGAAUACAAUUGGUAAACUUAUUAGAUGACCUUUUUGGUCAACAAAAUAAACGGCGAAAACAACUUGUUGAAACUUUAAAGGAAAUGGAUAGUGAAGCAAAUAAAUCGAAUGAUUUUUGGUUGAAGAAUUAUCAGAAGUUAAUAGAUUCUGCUCCAAGAACUCUAUUGGAUAUUGGAAAAAGUUUGGACCCCAUUCUAGCUAACUACCUUUUACAAGAAGGUGUAAUACAUUGUUUACCAUUCCUGGUUAAAUUUUUGUUUUCUGGUGAGUCCCUAUUGAACAUCACCAAAGAACAACUAAAGUUAAGUGGUGUCUCAUUGUCAACUGACAGAGAUGCUAUUAUAAGAGCAAUACAUUUAUAUGUAGGAGCUAAGAGCCAGAAUCACAACUUUGAGGCAUCAGCUGUCAGUGCCCCAAGUGCUCCUUCUGAAGAACUUACUGAGGAGCAGCAAUGUACGGGGGUGGUUACAAUAAGUGAAGCCGAGGACACAGUGCUAGAGGCAGAGUGUGUCAUUUGUAUGGAUGCAAAGAGUGAAGUAGUUUUUGUACCAUGCGGUCACAUGUGUUGCUGCCAGCCAUGUGCAAGCAAGGAGAUGGAGAGCUGUCCUAUGUGCAGAACUACCAUAGAAAGGAAAAUUAAAGUUAUGGUUGCAUGAUGACUCUUGAUUAUGAGGAGGCCCAAGAAAAAGAUUGAAAGGUGAUGAAGCAUUAAUGUAAAA